ACCAGUCUUUGGCUCACGUGGAGCAGAGCUGGAAGGAGCCGUCACAUCACAGCUGCAGCCAGGGCUGAGCUUGCCUUUCUACAUGGGACUGCAAUCAGCAACAUCAGUAUGAAGCUCUUGGGGUUUUCCCUUGGAAAAGAAAACCCCCACGUCUAGCCUAUAACCUGUAAGAUGUCAGCCUCGGUCCCCGGGUCUGUGAUCCCCAGCAGCACUUUAUAUUAGCUGUCACUCUCCACUGACUCACCAUAACCCAGCCUGCCUGACUGGUAUACAGCUAGCAAGCUGCUUGGAUUGCACAGAAAGCUACUGAUCAGCCAGCUGCUCGAUCUGUGUUUAUUUCUGCUGGAUCAUAAACUUUUUUCCUUUAUUCUGCCGGUCAUUUUACAGAUAUUUUUUUUCCCUUUGAUCUCCUGCGAUGGGACGUGGAGAGUUCACUGUGUGGAUGAUUAUAGCAGUCUGCUUUAUGAAUGCUAAAGUGUCCCUGCAAGGAGAGUACCAGAGGAAGCUGUACAAGGAAUUGAUGAAAAAUUACAACCCAUUGGAAAGACCAGUGUUGAAUGACUCCCACCCUCUUACUGUCUACUUUGGGAUGAGCCUUAUGCAGAUUAUGGAUGUGGAUGAAAAGAAUCAAGUACUAACAACAAACAUAUGGCUACAAAUGCAAUGGAUAGAUUACUAUUUGCAGUGGAACAUGUCUGAGUACCCUGGGGUAAAAAAUGUUCGUUUUCCAGAUGGACAGAUUUGGAAGCCUGAUAUUCUUCUCUAUAACAGUGCAGAUGAAAGAUUUGAUGCCUCAUUUCAUACUAAUGUACUGGUGAACUCCAGUGGACACUGCCAAUAUCUGCCACCAGGGAUUUUUAAAAGUUCGUGUUACAUAGAUGUACGAUGGUUUCCUUUUGAUAUACAGAAAUGUAACCUGAAGUUUGGCUCUUGGACUUAUGGUGGAUGGUCACUUGACCUGCAGAUGCUGGAGUCAGACAUAUCUGAAUAUAUUUCAAAUGGAGAGUGGGACCUUGUAGGUGUUCCUGGAAAAAGAAGUGAGAAUUAUUAUGAAUGCUGCAAGGAACCAUACCUUGACGUGACAUUUACAAUAAUAAUGAGGCGCAGAACUUUAUACUACGGACUUAACCUUCUAAUUCCCUGCGUGCUGAUAUCUGCUCUAGCCCUGCUGGUGUUCCUUCUUCCCGCAGACUCAGGAGAGAAGAUCUCACUUGGUAUAACAGUCCUAUUGUCCCUCACUGUGUUCAUGCUGUUGGUGGCCGAGAUUAUGCCAGCAACCUCAGACUCUGUUCCACUGAUAGCACAAUACUUUGCCAGCACAAUGAUUAUUGUUGGAUUGUCAGUGGUUGUCACAGUUAUUGUCCUGCAAUAUCAUCACCAUGAUCCACAUGGUGGGAACAUGCCAAAAUGGACUAGAAUAAUUCUCCUAAACUGGUGUGCCUGGUUCCUGAGAAUGAAAAGACCUGGGGAAGAUAAAGUCAGGCCAGUCUGUCAGCAUAAAGAGCGCAGAUGUAGCAUGACAAGUGUGGAUGUUAACACUGUAAGUGGGCAGCAGUCCAGCAAUGGCAACAUGCUAUACAUUGGCUUCCGUGGUCUGGAAGGCAUCCACUGCACACCCACUCCGGAUUCUGGUGUAAUCUGCGGCAGGAUGACUUGUUCUCCAACAGACGAUGAAAAUCUCCUUCACAAUGUUCACCACUCUGAGGGUGAUCCUGACUUAAGCAAGAUUUUAGAGGAACUGCGGUAUAUUGCUAACAGAUUUCGAGACCAGGACGAUGAUGAAUCCAUUUGUAAUGAAUGGAAAUUUGCUGCAUCCGUUGUAGACCGAUUGUGUCUUAUGGCCUUCUCUGUCUUCACUAUUAUUUGUACGAUUGGCAUUCUAAUGUCUGCACCAAACUUUGUAGAAGCGGUCUCAAAAGAUUUUGCUUAGGGUUCUGCAGUUCUAGUGAUCCUUUAAAGGUAUGUUUUCUGCUUGAUGGAUUUUUUUUUUUCUUUUUUGUAUACGAAGUAUACUAUAUAUUGAAUAUUAAACAGAGCUACACAGACAUGUGGAGUCCAAGCAUAGCAGUUUACUUGUUGAACUAAUGUCAAGAAUAUAUUUCAGGAGUCUGGGAGUAUGAUGCCCUGACUUGCUUACAUGCUCCACUGGAUCUGGAUUGGCAUUUAGAAGCUAUUAUUUUAUAAAUAUUAUAAAUAGAUUUUCUUAAUAUGAAAUAAGGUGCAUUCUAUGAGCUGAGAGGAUCUGCACAGGUCUACUGUAUGUGUCACAAAUUUUUAGUAUUUAUGUCGUGUUAUGACAUCGCUAUUCAGCUUUUUAACUGCCAUCUUGUUUUUGCCAAAAUAAAGAAGGUAUCAUGGGACAGUGUUACAGGUAAUGAUUAUAUAUUUAAUAAAAUGCCCAUUUGUAUCAAAUGUCUAAAUUAAAGAAGAAUGUGUUCAGUAAAAGAUCCAUGGGUGCUACAAAUUUCGGUCUGUAGCAGAACAUUAGGUUUCUUUGCCAGCACUUAUUAUAUAAAGAUGGAGCAGUAUAUAUUGGGUCAACACAAGUGCCUUAGCAUCUGCCUCUGCUCACUCACCAAAUGGCAGUAUGGAGGUGCCAGCUUAGGUCAUCCAAAGUCUAUUGCACUUAUGCGGCAUUAGGUAGGGGGCAGUGGUGGAGUUAAUGGUGUGAGAUGCACUAAUACAUACUACUCCAUCUGUAAAGGGGUAGAUUAAAGAUAUGUAUAAGGUAAAGUGAUCAAUCUAUUAACCAUAAUACCCUGCUUUUAAAUACUGACAAGGUGCCAAACAAGGCCUGUGAUGCAAUAAAGUACAUUGAUUUAUGAUUUUUUUGAAAAUGUGUGAAUAAAAGCCGAAUAAAAUAAAAUGUGCAUUGUU
Xenopus tropicalis (tropical clawed frog) is the source of this 2877-nucleotide messenger RNA. RefSeq names its product cholinergic receptor, nicotinic alpha 7 (gene chrna7). Gene Ontology annotation, molecular function: acetylcholine-gated monoatomic cation-selective channel activity; transmembrane signaling receptor activity; extracellular ligand-gated monoatomic ion channel activity. The transcript is spliced from 10 exons. Gene Ontology annotation, cellular component: membrane; postsynaptic membrane. Gene Ontology annotation, biological process: regulation of postsynaptic membrane potential; monoatomic ion transport; excitatory postsynaptic potential. The record is from RefSeq and is a predicted model, not a curated record. Bases 416 to 1930 code for a protein of 504 amino acids. NCBI's taxonomy places the organism in Eukaryota, Metazoa, Chordata, Amphibia, Anura, Pipidae.